Molecule: messenger RNA, 1659 nt
Organism: Galendromus occidentalis (western predatory mite)
Lineage: Eukaryota; Metazoa; Arthropoda; Arachnida; Mesostigmata; Phytoseiidae
Product: 1-acylglycerol-3-phosphate O-acyltransferase ABHD5
Exons: 9
Coding region: 352-1563 (403 amino acids)
Biological process (GO): lipid homeostasis; phosphatidic acid biosynthetic process
Cellular component (GO): lipid droplet; mitochondrion
Molecular function (GO): carboxylic ester hydrolase activity; lysophosphatidic acid acyltransferase activity
Source: RefSeq, a predicted model, not a curated record
GACAAUACGUCCAUGAUCGAGGAUUCUCGUUGAUGAGAAAGCCGGGUUGCAUUCAUCUUGUAUGAGUUGUCGAAUGACUGCGCCACUUCUGAAGUUGCUGGAAUCCCAGGCGCAGGUGGGAGCGAGGACUUUUUUCCGAUCACAUUGCGUGAUUAGCCUCAUCCUCUGCUGACGCCGUGUCCCCCACCGCCUGCCAAGAGCAAAGUCCACCUCAAAGCGGCGGAUCGAGAUACCGAGUUCAUCACAGAAGGACGCCCCAGUUCCCAAAUCGUUCGGUCGCUCGUCUCUGGCCUCCCGAAGAUUAGUCCCGGAACUUACGCGGAGUAGAGAGGUGCUGUCUCACUCAAUAGGAUGUCGACGUUCCUCGAUAAAGUUCAAAUCUCAUGGAGGGAACAGAAAAGAGUUCAACAAACAGAACAAUGGCUUGUACGCACGGUCAGAAACUUUCUCGAAUUCCUAUUCGAUGUCAUCUUGUUCCCAAUAAUGAAGAGAGUGCACUGGAUCCCAUCCUCACGGAAGCAUCUAGCCGAAGCCGAAGAUCGCCUGAUGUCGUAUAUCGAUAAGCCUUACGCCUCGUGGUACGUGGACAUUGGGCGGAUGGGGAACAGUUCCGAUACUUGUCGGAUAUACACUAUGAGAAUGUUGAGUGACGACAAGACUGCGAAACGUUUGCCCCUCGUUCUCUUGCACGGACUGGGUUGCGGAGCACCGAUGUGGAUCCUGAACUUACCGGAAUUAUCCAAAACGCGGGACGUAUAUGCCAUAGAUCUUCUUGGUUUUGGUCGGAGUAGUCGACCGGAUCUCAGCGCCGACGCUUGGCUCGCGGAAAUGCAGAUGGUAUUCUCAAUCGAGGAAUGGCGGCGGCACAUCGGCCUGGAACGGUUUGUCUUGACGGGGCACUCUCUCGGGGGAUUCUUGGCCUCUUCGUAUGCCAUCAAGCACCCGACACGUGUCGCUCACUUGAUCCUUGAAGAUCCAUGGGGGCUUCCAGAGUUCAAUCCGGAUCGGCCCCUGGGCAAGCGGAUGCCGUCUUGGGGCAAAAUCGUUCAGUCCACCCUGAACCACAUGAAUGUUCUCGCCAGCGUUAGAAUGCUCGGACCUCUUGGCCCGAAAGUCAUGGAAAUAUCUCUGGCGUCAGGUGCUGAGCAGUAUUUCAAGGACGUGGUCAGUGAUCGGACCGUUGUUCCGAAUUACAUCUACCACUGCAAUGCCCGAAAACCAUCGGGCGAGGCUCUCUUCAAGAAUCUCAGCGUACACUUCGGCUGGACUAAAUAUCCGAUGGUUUACCGACUGUCCAAUCUCGACCCUCAAGUUCCGAUUUCUUUCAUAUACGGCUCUCUGACUUUUAUCACCAAGAAGCCCGCAUUCAAGAUAAGGGAUGAGCGGAAGGGAUCCUAUGUGGAUAUACAGAUUAUUAAGGAAAGUGGCCACAAUAUACAUAUGGAGAAGCCUGCAGAAUUCAAUGCCAAAGUCAACGCGAUUUGCGAUCAGGCGGAUCGCGAGGAGGCGAAUUUCUCAGGAGAGCGUCACCAUGCUGAGGUUGAAGUCGACUAUCGAUUAUAAGAGUUCUCAUAUUAUGAAUCAAUUUCGCUUACCCAUUCCUGUUCAUCUUCGUUUAUAUCGCCAUCGCUAUUGAUUCGUGAUUCAAUGCGUGGAUAA